Apaloderma vittatum (bar-tailed trogon) is the source of this 1229-nucleotide messenger RNA. It is a transcript of the gene PGR, whose product is annotated as progesterone receptor. Gene Ontology annotation, biological process: regulation of DNA-templated transcription. The record is from RefSeq and is a predicted model, not a curated record. The transcript is spliced from 8 exons. The annotation marks the transcript as partial. Lineage: Eukaryota; Metazoa; Chordata; Aves; Trogoniformes; Trogonidae. Gene Ontology annotation, molecular function: sequence-specific DNA binding; DNA-binding transcription factor activity; zinc ion binding.
CGCGAUUACAAGUUCAGAAAGGAAGCUUUUACAGUUACAAGUUCAGAAGGGAAACUUCUGAAUACAGGCCAGAUGCAGAAGCCAGCCAAAGUUCUCAGUACAGUUUUGAAUCGCUACCCCAGAAGAUUUGCCUUAUCUGCGGUGAUGAGGCUUCUGGUUGCCAUUACGGAGUUCUUACCUGUGGAAGUUGUAAAGUCUUCUUUAAAAGGGCAAUGGAAGGGCAGCACAACUAUUUAUGUGCUGGAAGAAAUGACUGCAUAGUCGAUAAAAUUCGUAGGAAGAACUGCCCAGCAUGUCGCUUGAGGAAGUGCUGUCAAGCUGGUAUGGUCCUGGGAGGUCGAAAAUUUAAGAAGUUUAACAAAAUUAAGGUUGUGAGAACAUUAGAUGUCGCACUCCAGCAGCCAGCAACCCUUCCAGAUGAAAGCCAGUCUCUAACCCAAAGGCUGUCCUUUUCUCCAAAUCAAGAAAUACAGUUUGUCCCCCCGAUGAUAAGCGUUUUACGAGGCAUUGAGCCAGAAGUUGUCUAUGCUGGUUAUGACAAUACAAAACCCGAAACACCGAGUUCCUUGCUGACCAGUCUAAAUCAUCUUUGUGAGAGGCAACUUCUUUGUGUAGUCAAGUGGUCUAAAUUGCUACCAGGAUUUCGGAAUUUGCACAUCGAUGAUCAGAUAACUCUCAUCCAGUAUUCCUGGAUGAGUCUAAUGGUUUUCGCAAUGGGAUGGAGAUCGUACAAACAUGUCAGUGGUCAGAUGUUAUAUUUUGCACCAGAUCUGAUUCUAAAUGAACAGAGGAUGAAAGAAUCAUCGUUCUAUUCCCUGUGUCUAUCCAUGUGGCAGCUCCCACAGGAAUUUGUCAGACUUCAAGUUAGCCAAGAAGAGUUCCUGUGUAUGAAAGCACUGUUACUUCUCAACACAAUUCCUUUGGAAGGUCUAAGAAGUCAAAGUCAGUUUGAUGAGAUGAGAACGAGCUACAUUAGAGAACUGGUGAAGGCAAUUGGUUUGCGCCAGAAAGGCGUUGUGGCCAACUCACAGCGUUUCUAUCAACUUACAAAACUGAUGGAUUCCAUGCAUGAUCUGGUGAAACAGCUUCAUCUCUUCUGCCUGAACACAUUUCUCCAGUCCCGUGCACUGAGUGUUGAAUUCCCUGAGAUGAUGUCCGAGGUGAUUGCUGCCCAGCUGCCCAAGAUUCUGGCGGGGAUGGUGAAACCUCUUCUCUUUCACAAAAAGUGA